This is a messenger RNA of Henningerozyma blattae CBS 6284, 5127 nucleotides long. RefSeq names its product GRAM and VASt domain-containing protein. The record is from RefSeq and is a predicted model, not a curated record. Bases 1 to 5127 code for a protein of 1708 amino acids. Gene Ontology annotation, biological process: intracellular sterol transport. NCBI's taxonomy places the organism in Eukaryota, Fungi, Ascomycota, Saccharomycetes, Saccharomycetales, Saccharomycetaceae. Gene Ontology annotation, cellular component: endoplasmic reticulum-plasma membrane contact site; mitochondrion; cortical endoplasmic reticulum. Gene Ontology annotation, molecular function: sterol binding; sterol transfer activity. The transcript has a single exon.
AUGCAUAUCACUAGAUCGAAAAGUGAUGGGCAUCUGUUUAAAUUCUUAAAGCAUAAGCAUCCCAAGAAAAAUAAAUCCAAGAUCAAAAACAAUUCAUCGCCAAAUGGUAUGGAUAAUAAUGCCAAUGAUGACUCACUUUUGGAUAAUAAUGGGCCUGCCACAUUAAAUGAAGAACGAUUGAAAGAAUUACAAAGAAGACAUUCUACUAGUUCUAAGAGGAAAAAAAGAAAGCAAAACGUGUCAAUUAGGCCUUCUACAAGUAGUAGUAGAAGUAGGACUAGAAGUAGAAGUAGAAGUAGAUCUAAUGUGCAAGACUCAAGUUUUUCUAAGGAAAGUAUUCAAAAAGAUGCCACGAAAUCUACAUCGUUUGAUUUACCAGAGAUAUCAUCGGUUUAUAAUUCAUCUUUAAAAAGAAGGUCUUUACAAAACUCUACGCAAGGUUUAGAUAAAUUCUUAAAUAAGCAUACUAGAGAAAAGCCAUCAGAAAAGCUAACUUUAAUGAAUACUAAUACAAGUAAUACUUUAGGUGUUUCUAACAUUCUAGUGUCUUUGGAUGAUCAUUCAGAUUUAAAUGUCUCAGAUACAAAAAGUAAAGAUAAUUCCACAAUAAUGGCAAAGGACAAUUCAAGUACUAUUGUUAAGGAUGGAGCUAUUAUAGAUAAACGUCAUACUAGUAUGUUAUUGACUCAAAUGACAAAGACAACCACAUUAAAAAGUAUAUCCACUUUAAAUAAUUUGAAUUCAAAUGGCAACACAACCGUAAAUCAUGAAGAGCAUACUGAAGAUCAUUCAGGUAUCAUGAAUACAUUAAUGUCAAUUACUCAUAAUGCUACCUCGCAUUUACCAAAAAUUAUAGUAAGAAAUUUUGAUAAUUCAAAUCAAUUGGAUGAUACCUUUGAUUUCGAAACAAAUUCUAUCAAAGGUAAUGUUAACGAUAAUGAUAAUGAUAAACAUAAUGAUAAUGAUAAUGAUUCCAAAAACAAUAUGCAACCAAUUGAAAGUAAUAAAAAAGAUAUGGGAGAUUUAAAAGAUAUCCAAAAUGAUUUACAACAUGAAACUGUUAUACAUUCAUCUUUGAAUGUCAUUAGUAGAAGCAAUUCGUUCUUAAGGCAUUUGGAUUUCUUAUUAUCUACACCAGCUUCAAAUGGGAGCUCAAAAUUAAAAGAACAAAAUUUAUUAAUUGAUACAAAUUUAAAAGAUACCACGACUACCACUACUACUGCUACUCCAAAGGCAAACACUAUAGGUAAAGAGUCCACAACAAGUAAGAUAAAAUUUGAAUCAAUUAAAGACAAUUCGAAUAAUGAUACAGAGAUUACUGUAAAUGAUGAUAUUGUUAUUACUCCAAUUGAAGAUCCUCCAAGUUUCUCCACAUUUGGUAAGGGAAACUUAUCUUUACAGGAUUUAUCAGUAGAUACAGAAUAUCAACACGCAAAUAUACGUUUACCUUCGUUAAUGAAUGAUCACGAUCAAGUACAUCCAAAUAGUGCAUUAAACAGUAAUAAUAAUUCAAAUAGAAAUAGUUUGAUUAAUGCUAAUACUGCUAAUUUAAAAUCAAGAAUGAAUUCAAAUCAAAAUGCUACAACUAUUCCAAAUUCUAAGAUUCGUCAUUCAUUUGAAGAUGUACAAUCAAAAAGAUUUUCUGGUUCAUCAUUUUCUAGAUUUAAAGGUAUUAAUGAAGAAAAUUGUUUACCUUCUAAAAUAAGUUCUAAUAAUCAAAUGGUUGUUUCAAAUUCAAAUCCAGAUUUAAAGAAACCUAAAUUAAGACCUUUGUCAAGAUCAGCAGUAUCAGAAACUAAUCUUGUCGAAUUUAGAUCUCGAAGCAAGACUGUACCAGCAAAUUCUUCUAAAAGAGAAUCAAAUUUUUCCGAACCAAAUUUAAUACCAAAUUUAAAUAUCACAAAUGAUAUUUCUUCUGAAAUUUCAUCUUUAUAUCAUUCAGAUAAUGAAGAUGAACAAAUUCAAUUUAAUAUUAGAAAUAAAAAAAAUUUAACAAAAAGAUACAAUACUUUCGAUACAAAGAGAACUGUUCCAAUAAAUCCAAAUACAAAACGAUAUUCCUCUUAUUCUAAUGAAGAAGAUCUAUAUAAAAAUUCUUCUCCAAGUAAUUCAAUACAAAAUCUAACGUCAUUAAAUAACGGUAAUGCUACAGAUGCUCUAAUGAUGGAUGAAAGAAAAUCAAGAAGAUCAUCCAAAAAUUUUUUAAUGCCAAGAUCUUUAUCGCCAAGUACAUCAUUGAGUGUUAAAAAUUUACAUUCAUUUGGUUUAGCUAAAUCAAAACAAUUAUAUAAUAAUCCUUUACAUUUAAAUCCAAACACUAAUUCUAACUCAUUGCCUAUUAAUGAUGAUUCUUCCAGACCUAAAAUUAGUACAUCUUUAUCAAAUACAAUGGAUCCUGCUUUGAAUAUUCCAUUAUGUGAUGGGAAUGUUAAAUUUAAAAACAUUGAUUAUGCUUCUGAGAAAAAGAAUUCAUCUUUCCAUUCUUUUUUUAAAAAUAUUAACGGUAUCUCACCUGAUGAAAAAUUAAUAAUCGAUAUUACAUGUGCUUUGUCCCGUGAUAUUUUACAACAAGGGAAAAUGUAUAUUACUGAUCGAAAUAUUUGUUUUAAUGCAAAUAUCUUGGGUUGGGUUAGUACUAUUGUGAUCCCAUUUACUGAUAUUGUUCAAAUUAAAAAGAAAAUGACUGCUGGUAUUUUCCCAAAUGCAAUUGUAAUUGAUACCUUAGAAACUAAAUAUGUUUUUGCCUCCUUCAUUUCAAGAGAUUCUGUUUUCGAUUUAAUUACAGAUGUUUGGAAUCAAAUUAUCUUAGGUAGAAGACGCUCGAACUUAUCAUCAGCAAGACAUCAUGAAGGUAAUGAUAUUGAUAGUAAAAUGUCUGUGGAUUCUUAUGAUUCCGAUAGUGACUAUUCAAGUGAAAAUGAUUAUUCAACUGAUACUGAUACCGAUCUUGAAAAUUCUGAUGAUAAAUUGAAUAAAACAAAUAAUAACUUGGAAGACAGAAAUGAAUUAUCAAAUCUAAAUUCUGAUGAUGAUGGUUAUAAUGAAGAUGAUAGUGAUGUGGAAAUUGAAACUGAUAUGACUUCCAGUGACAUCGAUGAUGAGAAACCAAAUGUAUCUACUUUAAACCACUCUAAUAAUGGUAACAGUUCUAAAAGUCGUUCCAAUUCAGCAACUACUAAGACUAAGGAUGAUACUAGUAAUUAUGGUCCAAUAAAACAUUCUCCAACUACUCAUCCAUAUAAACCAACACCAAAUGACAGGCAAGUUAUUAACGCAACUUUCAAUUAUCCAAUGGGCAUUGUAUCAAAUAUGAUUCUUGGUGAUAACGUCGACUAUUAUCAUGAGAUAUUGAAUGAUCAAAAAAAUUUUGACUUUUCUACUAUUCCAAAAAUCAUUAUUUCUAAAAAUCGUGAUUUUUCAUAUGUUAAACCAUUAUCAGUUCCUAUGGGUCCAAGUAAGACGAAUUGUUUGAUUAAUGAAGUAUUGGAUCAUUAUGAUUUAUCAGAUUAUAUUCAAAUGACUCAAAUUUCAAAAACUCCAGAUGUUCCAUCAGGUAACGCAUUUUACGUCAAGUCGAGAUAUUUAUUUACUUGGGGUCCAAAUAAUACAACUAAAUUAGAAGCAUAUUCCACUGUGGAAUGGACUGGUAAGAGUUGGUUGAAGAGUGCAAUUGAAAAGGGUACCUACGAAGGUGUUAAGGAAACUGGUCAAGAGACAGUUAAAAGUAUGGAAAGAAUUUUAAAAACCGCAUCUAAAUCCUCCACUGGUAACUCAAAAAACUCGACAUCCAAAGCUGCAACUUCAAGACCAAGGAAAUCUAAAUCAGUUUCAAAAGAAUCAAAAAGGGAAUCAGAUAAUACUUUUAAUGGAUUGCCAUGUAUGGAGCCAAAAACACAUUUACCCACUGAACACUCGUACCAGAAAGAAAAAGAUGACACUAUUAUUGAAGAAAAUGUUAAUAUUAACGCUCCUUUGGGCACUGUUUUCCAAAUUCUUUACGGUAAAGAUACUUCUUAUUAUACUAAUAUUCUAAAAGCUCAAGGCAAUUUAAAGAUUUCUAAAAUUGAACCCUUUUCAGAUAAAAAUAAUAAUAUGAGAGAAUAUUCUUAUAUUAAGCCUUUGUCAAAUUCAUUAGGUCCAAAACAAACUACUUGUUCCAUUACCGAGAAAUUAGAACACAUGGAUCUCAAUAAGUAUAUUAGGGUUAGAACAAUUGUGAAAACUCCGGAUGUCCCUUCCGGUAACAAUUUUUCCAUUCACGUGAAAACAUUACUUACAUGGGGUCCAAACAAUACUACAAAUCUGGACAUGUACACUAGUGUUAUCUGGACGGGCAGAUCUUUCUUAAAGAGUGCUAUCGAAAGAGGGUCGAUUGAUGGUCAAAAGGAAUCUGCAAAAAUUCUGUUAAAGGAAUUAAAGUCGAUAAUUGCAACUGCAAAAGUUACAAAGCCAGUCGCAGCCUCACAAAGGAAGAAGAAUAAGUCCUCUUCGAGAAGUGUUGAGCCAACACCUCAACCUCAAGUAUUACCAGUAUCGGAAGAUAUUUCUUCUCAAAUGGGCCUUGAAUCCUCCAAUGUAGAAUCAUCACAAGCCCCUACAUCUUCCAAUUCAUCAUUCUUAACACCAAUUAUAGACAAUUUAUUUGGAGACUUAGAUAUUUUUUCAAUUUCAGGUAUUCUCAAAAUUAUUUUAUCAGUUAUUACGUUUAUUUCACUUAUCAGGUAUUUUUUCGUUGGCAAGAAAAAUGAUUUUGAAAUUGUCAAGCCAGGAAGAAUGGUGAUGAAUGGUGUCGAAUAUAACUUUGUUCCUAAUGUCAAAACGUUAUAUCGUAUUUAUGAAGAAGAUGUUAGAAGAAGCGUGAAAUCAAACUAUGAUGGCCAUAAUUUAAUUGAAGAAACAGAAGGUGGCAUUUGGGAAUGGAUACAUGAUCGUGGUUACGGUGGAUAUGAACCUUUUACGGAGAAGGAAAUAGACAGAAAAAAUUCUACUCAAGGAAGAAUUGUUGGCCAAAACGCCUUACAGCAUUACAAGAUUAAAAAGCACAAGUACCAGCAAUUGAAAGAAUCCAUACGAAUUGCAGAACUACAAUUAGAUGAAUUAAAAGAGAAACUUUCACAACUCGAAUAA